GUUAAUCUUAUCAGUUACGAAACUUCCAAACUGUCUAGGGUCAUGCUUUUAUUUGCAGCUGUCAUUGGUAUAACCUUGUUAUUUGGGGUGGAACCCUGGGUUAAUGACUAUGACAGACCUUUCACAUUCACGUGCCCCCAACAUCACUCUAUCAACAGGGUGAUUAGUCGCCAUUUCGACGCAGCGGAAGAUCGCAUUUUUGACUUCAAAUGCAGCAAGUACACGUCUGCCUCCGAAAGGGAAAGCUGUUCUUGGUCUGAUUACGUGAAUGAUUUUGACAAACCAGUCGUGUUCCAGUGUCCCAAUGGCGGUGUUAUGGAUGGCGUCCAUAGUUACCAUGACAACGAAGCAGAGGACAGGCGCUUCCGUUUCUACUGUUGCGAAAAACCAGGAAUGUGUCUGUACAAUUGUUUCUACAGUGGCUGGGUCAAUAGUUACGAUGGAUACUUUGACUACACCGUUCCGCCUGGUCACGUGAUGCGGGGGUGGACAAGUAUCCAUGACAAUGGAGCAGAAGAUAGGAUUUUUAAUUUCGAAGUCUGUCUUAUUAAGAUCUGCAUUAAUACGGGUCUUGUCGGAGAGCUGAUAGGGAAAAGAGCGGCAAACAACACGAAUGGACGUCACAAUUGAAUAUCAGUCAUUGUAUGACUAACUUUAACCUUAAAAUACAAAUACACACACACAACCACUACAAGACUGUUCAUUCAUGUCUCUUCUAAAUCUUAAC
Molecule: messenger RNA, 727 nt
Organism: Magallana angulata
Lineage: Eukaryota; Metazoa; Mollusca; Bivalvia; Ostreida; Ostreidae
Product: dermatopontin-like
Exons: 6
Coding region: 43-630 (195 amino acids)
Source: RefSeq, a predicted model, not a curated record